AGGUAAUUGAAACCAACCCAAAGCUCCUUUUUCCAUUACCAUAGAGGUAGAUCUGAUUAUUACUGACUUAAGCAUCAGAGUGUUUACCCUGAGGACCCACCUCGGGGCUUUGCAGGUUCAUCCGAAGUGAAGACGUAGACUAAAGAAGAAUCUCUAGUUUGGUGCAAUUACAUUGGCGUCGUCUGUGGGAAUCAAACUAAAAGCUCUUUUGUUGCUUCCUCAUCAUGGUCAACACUCGAUCUGUUCGAGCUAGAAAUCAGGCUCAACCUCUUGGACAAGGUCAAGCCCACAACUCAACUUCCACUGCUAAUCACGGAGAUGUAGUUACAGCUCAGCUUGCUGCUAUGCAACAGCAGUUCAGUGUUUUUCAAUUAGUUUUGGCUCAGCUCCUAGCUCCAAAUAAUCCUGGCAAUCCCUUCAUCAACAUACUCAACCCUACCCAACAACCCCAUGUUCCACAGCAAAACCCUCAACCAAUUCAGCAUGCUCCUUUUCUUAGUGAGUCUCAAGCCGAGCAACGAGGUGCCCCACCUCCACACCAUAACACUGAUUACAUACCCCAUCCUUUGAACACUAAUAUUACAUUGAAACCUUAUCCUAUUGGUUUUAAAAUACCUCAACUCGAGACAUAUGAUGGAAUGAAGGAUCCAGAUGAUCACCUCCAUGCUUUCUACUCUUAUAUGCAAGCUCAGAACACCUCUGACGCGUUAAUGUGCAAAAUCUUUCCCUCCACUCUCCGUGGUAAUGCUCGGACCUGGUAUUAUAGUUUGCCCCAAAGAUCUAUCAGCUCCUGUACAGAAAUGGCAGCUGCUUUUGCCACAAAGUUUUCCAAUAGAAGGUUGAUUCAGAAAACCACUUCUGAACUGAUGCGAGUUAAACAGAGGGACGGAGAAUCUCUGAAGAAUUACAUGAGCAGGUUCAAUGAUGCAGUUCUUGAAGUCAGCUCAUUCAACCAAGCCGUGGGAAUUGCGACUGUAAUUCAAGGGCUCCAACACGAGAGAUUCAGAGACAGCUUCAUUAAGCAUCUUGCUGCCACUUUUAAUGAGAAUCAACCUAUCACUUUCACAUCUAUUGAUUUUGAUAUAGUUGUCACACCUCACAAUGAUCCUCUGGUCACUUCCGUCAUGAUUAACAACUGUGAGGUACAACGUGUCUUUGUUGACAUAAGGAGUGCACCAGACAUUAUGUACUUUCACUAUUUUGAGAGUCUCGGGCUGGAUCCGGCUUUGUUGCAGAGGUACGAUGGUCCCGUAUAUGGAUUCAAUAACCAACCUAUUCAGGUAGAAGGAGUCUUUACUCUUAACGUUGCUUUUGGGAGUGACCGAACUUACGUUACCCCUUCAAUUUGGUUUCUAGUUGUCAAAAUGGCAUCCUCUUUCAAUGUUGUUAUCGAACGACCCACUUUAACCGAGAUCCGAGCUGUGGUCUCUCAAUCUCACCUCUGCAUGAAGUUCCCAACUCCUAUGGGGAUAGCAACACUACAAGUGAUGGGAGUUGAGAUAGUAGACAACCGACCUGAAGAUGAAACUCGAGUUACCCCAGUUGAGAAUAUAGAGGAAGUGCAAAUGGAUGACAGAGAUCAAAGCAAAAAGACACAAAUUGGAACUCGAUUGAACCCAAAGGAAAGAACAAACCUAAUAGCUUUCCUCCAAGCUAACAAAGAUGUCUUCGCUUGGACCUCAGCCGACAUGCCGGGGAUUCCAACCUCGGUUAUAAAAGAAGAAGUAGAAAAACUCCUGCAAGCUGGUUUCGUCAGAAUAGUUGAUUACUGUGAAUGGGUGGCUAACCUGGUGUUGGUCAAGAAGGCGAAUGUGCCGAUGGCUCCGAAAGAUGAAGAGAAAACCUUGUUCUAUGCAGGUGAUGAAAGUUACUGUUAUGUCAUGAUGCCUUUUGGCUUAAAGAACGUUAACCUAGAAAAGAUCAAAGCAAUCGCUGAGAUGGAACCGCCGAAGUUGGUGAAAGAUAUACAAAGAUUAACUGGAAGGGUGACAACUCUUCAUAGAUUCAUAUCGAAGUUAGCAGAUAAGUGCCUAUCAUCCUUCAAGAUCAUGAGGUUAGCAGUCCAAAAGGAUGAAUCUGGCAAACAGAAGAAGUUUGAAUGGAACCAAAGAUGCCAAGCUGCAUUCGAUGAGCUGAAGUCUUAUCUUAGCUCACCACCUCUACUGACUAAGAGGUUUGCGAUCCAAGCCCAAGCACUGGUAGAUUUCAUCAUGGAAUGCACCCCAUGUCACCCAAACCCUAACCCCGAGCCGAGCGACUGGACCUUAUAUGUUGAUGGAGCAUCUAAUAACAAAGGAUCAAGAGUUGGUGCUUUCUUAAUUGGCCCAGAUGAAUAUCAAAGUGAGCAUGCUUUGAAAUUUAACUUUGAUGCAACUAAUAACAUGGCUGAGUAUGAAGCUCUGCUACUUGGUUUACAACUAGCAUUGGAGCUGAAAGUCAUGGCAAUACAAGUUUACACCCUGGUGGCUGAGCUGAAAUGCAAGUUCCAGAAGUUUUGUUUGAGCAAAAUUCCAAGAAGUGAGAAUGAACAGGCAGAUUCGCUUUCCAAGUUUGCCUCUAAUAGCUCCUUAAGCUCCAGAUCAGUUUUCGUUGAAGUUCUAGAUGAACCAAGCUUCAUAAAGCCAAGAAUGAUGGAGAUCAGCAUAGACCCGGAUACACCGAGCUGGACAAAUCCAAUUGUCUCCUUUUUACAAGACAGAUCUUUCUCACUCCCUCUUCUACGAUGCUUGAAUCAUUAUGAAGCCGAGUACGCACUUCGGGAGGUGCACGAAGGUGUAUGUGGAAGCCACAUUGGUGCUAGAACCUUGGCUCACAAAGUCCUUAGGCAAGGAUAUUACUAACCGAAUAUGUAUACAUAUGCUACUCACUUUGUUCAAAGAUGCCCGAAGUGCCAAUUCUU
Messenger RNA from Rubroshorea leprosula, 2899 nucleotides. The record is from the annotation of a GenBank genome assembly. Lineage: Eukaryota; Viridiplantae; Streptophyta; Magnoliopsida; Malvales; Dipterocarpaceae.